Ostrea edulis (European flat oyster) is the source of this 2724-nucleotide messenger RNA. Its product is annotated as piggyBac transposable element-derived protein 4-like. The record is from RefSeq and is a predicted model, not a curated record. Lineage: Eukaryota; Metazoa; Mollusca; Bivalvia; Ostreida; Ostreidae. Bases 143 to 1048 code for a protein of 301 amino acids. The transcript has 5 exons.
UUAACAAGUCCGACGCUUUUUUUCGUGAUCUGGAUCCGGGGUUUACUGAGUGUGCAGGAGUAACACGUGUUUCCGUUUGACUGAAAACAACACAGCGAACGCUAAGAUUUCAACGCUUUAACGCUUAUAUACAACCUUCACUAUGGAAAACGACCUGAUAUCGUCAGAUGAAGAAGAUGCAUUGGACCUCCUUUUGCAGGAUACAUUUGAUGACGAUCCAAGCGACUCUGCAUUCACUAUAAAUGACAUGGUAUUGGAAUCCCAGUCCUCAGUGGGAAGUUCCCAGUUAUCUUCCGCUAGCGAGGAUCCAUUGGCAAAUCCAGACAUGCAUUGGAAGGAUGCUAAUGUAGAGGACACAGGGGCACCGGAUCCAAGAACUGUGGCUUUUCACCCGAUAUGGGGCCAGAUUGUUCAGAGAACCAGUAGAUUUUUUGAAGCUGUUUUUUCCAUCUGUGUUGCCACCAACCAUUAUGCUGAGAUGGCCAUAUCUAGAGGGGAAAGAUUGUCGUAUGCUUCCCAAGGAAGUUGGCAGCCUCUCACUGAAGAGGAACUGUAUAGAUUUUUGGGCAUUAUCUUAUAUAUGUCUGUCGUAAAGUUCCAGUCGAUAGAUAGGUAUUGGUCAACGCAUGCCCUAUAUCGGAACAACCCAGUACCAGGAAUUAUGUCUAGAAAUAGAUUCCAGGCUAUUUUGUCCUUCUUACAAGUAACUCCACCAGCUGAUAUCAACAAAGCUGAGAAGUUAACACGCAUACAGUCAUUGGUUGAUCAUGUUUGUGAGAAAUCGAAGGAAUUAUACCAGCCUUACAGGGAAAUAGCGGUAGAUGAGAGAAUGGUCGCCUCUAAGCAUAAGUUCUCGGGCAUUCGUCAGUUCAUUAAAGACAAACCUGUUCGCUUUGGAAUAAAGCUUUGGGUUGUAGCAUGUAAUAUGUCUGGCUAUACAUACAACUUUUUUGUCUAUCUUGGUAAAAAUAAUACUAUUUUUACAGAUAAAACAAAGGGUAUUGGAUUUAAUGUCACUAUUACAUUGUGUAAACCUCUUUUUGAUUAAGGAUAUAGGUUGUUUACUGAUUGUUUUUAUACAUCUAUAGCUCUUGGCAAAGAAUUACUUGCUAGGAAAAUUUAUCUUAUUGGUGUACUGAAAUCUAAUAGCUUGUCUAUACCUGAUGAACUUAGAAAUGUGAAAAUGUGGGAAAGAGUAGCCACUAGAGGUGAUUUUAGAUGGCACAGAGUUGAUGAAUUUGUAUUUGUGCAAUGGAAAGAUUGUAAGGUAGUUACUUUUAUGUCGCCAUUACACCAUGGCUCAGCUACAACUGUUUGUGAACGCACUAUGAAAUCUAGAUUAACUUGGAACAAAAAAGGACUUGUACAACCUGUAGUUGCUAAUGAUUACAAUCAAUGUAUGGGAGCUGUAGAUCUUUCAAACCAGUUUACAAGUAAAUAUCCGUCUUAUAUUAGAACACAGUAUCAUUGGUGGAAAGUUCUGUUUUUUCAUUUGCUUGAUAUCAUGGUUGUUAAUUCUUAUAUUAUUUUUGAAGAAUUUAGAAAAUUACAUGCCAAUCAGUUUACAAAUUGUUCUUCUGUAUAUGGACAACUUGAAUUCCGCGAAUCACUUGCCAUGUCACUGAUGGGUUUAAAUGAAAAGUGUGUAUCAAAAGAAAGUCCUAUUGCAUGUAUACCUGAAUUUUUAGAUAAAAGGAAAGACUGUACAUUUUGUAAUGCUGAGGCAAUUUUUAUGAAUGAGAAGGUUCCAAGUUAUAAGACAUCUGUAUUUUGUGUAUCAUGUCAAGUUCCUCUUUGUUUAUCAAAUGACAGAAAUUGUUUUAAAAAAUGGCACAGUAAAGAAGGGGAACAUGUUAGAAAUUGUGCAAAUUUGUCAUGUAAAAAGAGAAAAUUAUGAAUAUACUGUGUUCUCAAUGCAUAUUUUUUUCUGAUGUCAGAGCUAUCACAAGUGAAUGUAAUGCAAUACACAUAAAAUGUGUGUAGUUCUUAAAAUCUGGAAUAUUUUACUGCAUGUACAUUUUUGUUUCAAUAUGUUAAAUGGCUUGUGUAAUUAACCACCAGAGGUUUUAAAAGGUUGCAUAUGAUAAGCACAUUCUUGUUAAACAUGAUGCAAGUGCAGUUAGAUAUAGUGAUUCAAAGCAAGUACAUGUACAUGUACUUGAACAUUCCUACGUGGAGAGGAAAAACGGGUAGUACUUUAUGAUAACAUUUGUUACGGUGUUGUUGCUUAGCAACCAAAUAUAUUUGAUGUAAAAAAAAUCAAAUUAUUUUGAAUGAACAGUUAAAGAUCUUUAUUUUUCAUGUUGCAGUAUUCUAUCUAGUGGAAGAUAUUCACAGAAUAUCAUAUUGUUAAAAAACGAUGUCAAUGUACAUUACGUACAACUUUUGAAUUUAUGACCUUUGACCUUAAUUAUCUCCCAUGUGUUCAUAAUGUUUGUUAAAAAAAAAUUAAAAUCAUUAAGAUCUGUCUACAUAUUAUAUUUUCAAAAUAAUGUGGCAUUUACUAAUAACCAUGAUAUGCAAUUAUGUUUAAAUUGUAUUAAAUGGCUGCAGAAAGGCAAAUUUUGGUCAAAAUUGCACUGCGAAUGUUGUUACUUAGCAACCAAAAAUAUUUAUAUGUCAAUAAAAUUAAUUAAUUUGAUUGUAAUGUUGUUGUAGUAUUUUAAAAGGCACAUCAGCUCAUACAUUUAGAAUUUCCUAUUUUUGGUUCUAAUCUAGUGAGAG